GUUUUUGCUGUGCCCAUGUGGCUGAAGUGAGGUUUUCCACAAGCUGAUGACACUAUGAAUACCUAAUAGGUGUAACUAUGGUAGAUGACAAAAGUAUACACAGAACAUGUUGCCUGCUCUUGAGAGGCUUACAGUUUAAUAGAAUAAUUCAAUUCAUUAAAUAUUUGCUGAACUCAUAUGCUGUAUCCUAGAGCUACGAAGCCUUCAAGAGAACUUCUUAUUUGGUAGAAAAGCCAUGUAAAAAUAAUUACAGAACACUGUGGUAAGUGCAGUUAUAGAGGUUUGUACUGGAGCAAGAUUCAUUCAACAUACAUAUAGAGCAUCUAUCAUAUAACAGAUAUUGUUCUACAUAGUGAGUUUGUAGUGCAGAAUCAAAGUGAGAUAGUUUUUGUCCUUGCGAUGCUUGUAGUCUAGUAGGGCAGACAGACAUUAAAUAAAUAUUUAAUGUCAAUUUGUGAUAAAUGACAAAAGUAAAAACAAAGUGCUAUGAGAGAAUUUUAGGGGCAGAAGGUAAACUUACAUUGAAUGUAACAGAAUCAGGGAGUAGGGGAUAUUUAUAUGUUGAGACCUGGAAAAUGAGUAUAGAUCUCUUCCUGCUACUCACGUAAGGGGAUUAGGAAAGACGUUGGCUAGUUAGAGCUGAAAGGCCAGUGUGGCAAAGAGUGGUGAACUAGGGAGAGGUUGAGACAGGGUUGGAAAAGACAGGAGCCAAGAUUAUGCAGGACCUUCAUGGCAUUGGUAGAGGUUUUAGAUUGAAUUCUAAAUACUUCGGGUGCCUGGCGCAGUGGCACACACCUGUAGUUCAGCUACUUAGGAGACUGAGGCAGUAGGAUCACUUGAGCCCAAGAGUUCAAUGCUGUAGUGUUCGUGAUCCCACUUGUGAAUAGCCGCUGCACUCCAGCCUGGGCAACAUAGUGAGACCUCACCCCUGUAAAAAUAAUACAUACUGUGGGAAACCAGUGGAGGGUUUUACAUACGUAAGAGACCACUGUGGAGUGAUCUUUCAGGAGAAAGAAAAGAGACAAAAACAGACGAGACUGCUUUAGAAGGCUCUUGCUGUGGUUUAAGGGUGAAACAAUUAUGAGUUGACCUUCAGCAGUACCAAGAAAGAUAAAGGAAAGUGGGAAGAACUGAGAAAGAAUGAAGAAAAUUUGGAAAUAUGGUUGGAAGGAUGAGGCUUUAAGAGAAAGAUGACACCCAGUUUCCUGGCUUGUGCAACUGAGUAGGUGGAUGUGCCACUUACAGAGAUGGGAAGGUUGGGAAGGGGAACAUGUUUGUUGGGGAAGGGGAAGAUCAAGAGUUCAGGGCAGGUUUUACAGAGAAGGUAAUCCUUAAAGUGGGUCAGACAUAAGACGUUGUUGUAAAAAGGUAAAUGCCAGAUCAAGAUGAGUAAUACAGAUAGAAGGUGCCCUGCGCUAAGCAGAAGAGAUCAGCAGUUAGGAAGGGUAGGGAAGGUUUCUUGGAAGACAUGGGACAUAAACUUGCCUGUGUGGAUUGGAUGGUACUUGGAUUAGUGCAGGAAAAAUAUUCCAAGUAUAGAAAUCAUAUAAAUAAAAAUAUCAAGAUAGAUUGUGUCUUGUGAGUUAAUGCAUAAGAAUGAAGUAGACUUGAGAAGGUUGAAUUAGAAAUGAGAUGGAGAAAUAGGAGUCAGAUUUAUUAGGCUUUCUAACAUAGAAGUUGGCAUUUUAGAAUAGUUAAUCUGGUAUUUAUGUGUUGAAUUAAUUGAAAUCAAGUAGAUUGAUUUUUAAUUUUGUGUUUUAUGUGUUGGUGUCAGAAUAGAAAUAAGGACUUGGAUUGGACUUAAAAAUCCAAUGGGAAUAGAAAAAAAAAUCAACAGGCCACAAGUAACUUUAUUGGGUUGGGGAAGGAAAAAGCAUAGUUAAUAUUCAAGAACUUAAAACUUGAUAACUGGGAAGAUGAUUUUGUCAGAAGUAAAAAAGUGGGGAAUGGGGCCGAUAGGGGUUGGAAUCAGACGUUUUGAAUUUUAAAUAUGUUAAAGAGGAAUUUCCCGUGGGGUGAAGUGUCUCAUGAAGAACAUCGAAUCAGAGCAGACAGAGCAUAUCUGUGACUUCACUGUUCAGGUUUCCUUUUUUAAAAAAACGUUGAGCAAAAAGGAAUCAGAUUCUGCAUAAACCCUCAGAUUGAGAGAUAACACUACUCAAUAGCUCUGACAAAACAGAAAAACUGAUUGUUCUUGAUCCUUUAUUGUGUGUAUCUUGUAGUACUUUUUUUCCCCUUAAUUUUAUUAUCCUGCCAACAUAAUGUUAAGUGAAUUUUCCAUACUUUAAAGAUAAUUCUUUUUAUUACUUUUAUGAGAUUGUGCUAUUUGUUCUUUUUUUCUUCAUGAGUCUUGCCUCCUUGCUCUGUCCCUCCAACUUCCUACACCUCGUAAAGUCUCUUUCAAGCAAGUCUGGUGGAAAGACGCUUUCACUUUGAAAGUCUGAUGAAUACUAUUAUCCAGUCAAAAACUUUGGCUUUUGGUCAUGCAUUCUUUUGAUGUCCAGAUCUUUUGAGAUUGUGCAACCUGUAGACUAUUUGCUGACCAGAUGGAUGACUGUCCUUAAAUGUUUAGUCAUGUUCUGUUUGGCUGCCCUGUUUUAGAGAAAAGUGCUUGGAGGGUGGAGACUUUCUCCUAUGAAGAGCUGAUGCAUUGGCUACUUUCAAUUUCUUUGUCUUAGCAUCUUCUUGCUACCUCCCACAGGGAUCCUUAUGGCUUUGGAGACAGUCGAGAUUCAAGGCGUGAUCGAUCCCCAAUUCGGGGAAGUCCAAGGAGAGAGCCCAGGGAUGGCAGAAAUGGCCGGGAUGCCCGGGAUAGCAGAGACAUUCGAGACCCCCGAGACUUGCGGGACCACAGACAUGAGAGACUCCCGAGAUCCUGUGUACAGGAGAGAAGGCUCUUACGACCGAUACCUGCGAAUGGAUGACUAUUGCAGGAGAAAGGAUGACUCUUAUUUUGACCGUUACAGAGAUAGCUUUGAUGGACGAGGCCCUCCAGGCCCAGAAAGUCAGUCUCGUGCAAAAGAGCGUUUGAAACGUGAGGAGCGGCGUAGAGAAGAGCUUUAUCGUCAGUAUUUUGAGGAAAUUCAGAGACGCUUUGAUGCCGAAAGGCCCGUCGAUUGUUCUGUGAUUGUGGUCAACAAACAGACAAAAGACUAUGCUGAGUCUGUGGGGCGGAAGGUGCGAGACCUGGGCAUGGUAGUGGACUUGAUCUUCCUCAACACAGAGGUGUCAUUGUCACAAGCCUUGGAGGAUGUUAGCAGGGGAGGUUCUCCUUUUGCUAUUGUCAUCACCCAGCAACACCAGAUUCACCGCUCCUGCACGGUCAACAUCAUGUUUGGAACCCCACAAGAGCAUCGCAACAUGCCCCAGGCAGAUGCCAUGGUGCUGGUGGCCAGAAAUUAUGAACGUUACAAGAAUGAGUGCCGGGAGAAGGAACGUGAGGAGAUUGCCAGACAGGCAGCCAAGAUGGCCGAUGAAGCCAUCCUGCAGGAAAGAGAGAGAGGAGGCCCUGAGGAGGGAGUGCGUGGGGGCCACCCUCCAGCCAUCCAGAGCCUCAUCAACCUGCUGGCAGACAACAGGUACCUCACUGCCGAAGAGACUGACAAGAUCAUCAACUACCUUCGAGAGCGGAAGGAGCGGCUGAUGAGGAGCAGCACCGACUCUCUGCCUGGUGAGCUACGUGGCAGGGCCGAGGCCCGAUUUCCCGCCAACCACUCGGGGCGACCUCGGGUGCCUCGCUGAAGACACAGCCAAGCUCCCAACCGCUCCAGAGCGGCCAAGUGCUCCCCUCUGCUACACCCACUCCAUCUGCACCCCCCACCUCCCAGCAAGAGCUUCAGGCCAAAAUCCUCAGCCUCUUCAAUAGUGGUACAGUGGCGGCCAAUAGCAGCUCUACAUCUCCCUCAGUUGCUGCCGGAAACACCCCGAACCAGAAUUUUUCCACAGCAGCAAACAGCCAGCCUCCACAAAGAUCACAGGCCUCUGGCAAUCAGCCUCCAAGCAUUUUGGGACAGGGAGGAUCUGCUCAGAACAUGGGCCCCAGACCUGGGGCUCCUUCCCAAGGGCUUUUUGGCCAACCUUCCAGUCGCCUGGCACCUGCCAGCAACAUGGCUAGCCAGAGGCCUGUGCCUUCCACAGGUAUCAACUUUGACAAUCCAAGUGUACAGAAGGCUCUGGAUACCCUGAUCCAGAGUGGCCCUGCUCUCUCCCACCUGGUUAGCCAGACCACAGCACAGAUGGGGCAGCCACAGGCCCCCAUGGGAUCUUACCAGAGGCAUUACUGAGGCUAAAUCAACUGUCCCCAGUCCCCUCAUCCCCUGGCCUCCUCCCACUUACUGCGUUCUAAAGAGUUGUUUGGAGGAUAUUGGCGAUCUCCAGGUCUACAUCGAGUGUCAUCAGUUUCUACCACCUGCUCUCUCUCCUGCCCAAGGCUGUGUUGCAUAUUCCUUACCAAGUUUAUGCUGCAUUUGGGGCUGUAUUCUGUUUUGUUUUUUGGAUUUUUGUAGAAAAUAAGUAUCUCCGGAGUCACUUGGGCAGUACAGGUGUCUGGGCUUAUAUCUGAUGGGGUUUCUCCAGUCCCUCUGUCUACUGGAUUUGGAGCCAGGCCCAGCUGGCCACGUUUGGAAUGGCAUUUGUCAAGUCAGUAGCCACCACCUUUGUUCAUUGUGAACCUACCAAGGCUUUGAAGCUUCAAACACGUCGACCAGAGCUCAAGUUCCUGCCUGCAACUUCUGUCUAGAGUUAAAGAAAAGUCGACUGGCCUGGCAGGCACGGUAUCGUCGUACCCCAAUCCCACAUGUUUGGGAUCUGCUGGAGGAUUCAUAAAUCAGCUACUCUGGAUUGUUGAGGAAUGGCCAUGGCAGCCACAGAAGAAUUUUUCUGUCUGAGCCAAGGUUGUUUUUUUGUUUUUUUCUCUUUUAUUUUUUGCUUUCAUUUCAUUGGAAGAUCUCCAAUGGACUGAACAGCUCCAGUCAGCAGCAGUUUAAUACAAACUGUGAAUCUGGGCCCCACCACUCUUCCCCCUUAGCAGUUCUGUCAGCAUCCCCCUCCAGCGGCACUUCCAUGGAGUCAGUUCUGAGACUCUGGCCAUGAACACUCAUUUCUUCAGUGAUUUGUUUUGAGCUUUUGGCUCAAAAUCCCAGGCUCUUAUUUUUGUCUAGACUCUUGUUCUGUUUCCUGAGCAGUAGGAGGUAGGGACCACUUUGAUGUCAGACUUCUGGUAGCUGGACAUGUUCUUGAGAUAGGUGGCUGUUCAUGACUUUUGUACCAGAGUGAAACUGUUAGAGGGAGGGCUUCUGGCUGUGGUUCCAAGUUGAGCCCCAGGAAGCUGCCCUCUCCCCAGGGAUUGUGCUCAGUAGAUCCCUGCGGACCACAGUCUCGAGAUCAUCUAGCAGGGGAGAGGGAGAGCAGUGACUUCAGCCGAGUCCCUGACAGUGGCAGAGGAAACAAUGGUUUCAAAAUUCAAGGUCCCCAAAUGGCAGCAUUUUAUGUUCUGACCUGUUUGUGUUAUAUAGUGUUUUUCCCCCCUUUGGAACUCUUGUGUUGUUAAUAAAAUGAAAUGAUUACUUUUUGAUUAAAAUGAAAAAAGUAAAA
Saimiri boliviensis boliviensis (Bolivian squirrel monkey) is the source of this 5592-nucleotide messenger RNA. It is a transcript of the gene NCOA5, whose product is annotated as nuclear receptor coactivator 5. Gene Ontology annotation, cellular component: nucleoplasm. NCBI's taxonomy places the organism in Eukaryota, Metazoa, Chordata, Mammalia, Primates, Cebidae. The record is from RefSeq and is a predicted model, not a curated record. Gene Ontology annotation, biological process: regulation of signal transduction.